Molecule: messenger RNA, 492 nt
Organism: Parathielavia appendiculata
Lineage: Eukaryota; Fungi; Ascomycota; Sordariomycetes; Sordariales; Chaetomiaceae
Product: ankyrin
Exons: 1
Coding region: 1-447 (148 amino acids)
Molecular function (GO): protein binding
Source: RefSeq, a predicted model, not a curated record
AUGCUCAUCUUCCUGGAGCGAGGUUUUGCUUGGGCCCUCAACCAGCUUAUCGGCACCGACCUGCCCCCUCUGAUUGCCGCUGCAUAUGCUGGGCACGAGCGGAUGGUCCGUCUCCUCCUAUCCUGGCAUGCAAAUCCGCGACUCAGGGGACCCGGAGACGCCACUGCUCUCUUCUGGGCUUCCUCUCGCGGGCACGCAGGCAUCGUGCACCUCCUCUUGACCACCACAUCGGCCCGUGCCGACAUCAACUUCCCCACCUCCAAGGGUUUGACGCCGCUGAUGGCGGCGUCGCAGUAUGGCAGGACAGAGGCAGUCCGGAUUCUUCUGUCCUGCGGCGCGGAUACGGCAAUGCUCAACGCCAAAGGCCAAUCCGCUCUCCAUCUUGCGUGCCACGCCGGACAUUCCGCCGUCAUAGGCCUUCUCCUCGGGCACAAUACGGCCGUAUAAACUCCAAGGCAGUCGCUCGUUCAUUGUCGAUGCAGGGGGGAAAGC